Messenger RNA from Aspergillus welwitschiae, 1121 nucleotides. RefSeq lists its product as uncharacterized. Bases 234 to 737 code for a protein of 167 amino acids. The transcript has 2 exons. The record is from RefSeq and is a predicted model, not a curated record. NCBI's taxonomy places the organism in Eukaryota, Fungi, Ascomycota, Eurotiomycetes, Eurotiales, Aspergillaceae.
AGCGCAACCCACCCUAGGCAGCAGUAUUUAACAACUAACCCCUCAUUCUAACAUCGCCGGGUCUGUAACGGUAGCAUUAUAGUAACAAACGCGUGACCAAGCAGGGUCCUACGAUCCUUGAUACCAGGAACCUGGACUUCCAAGCUACUGACAGAAUUGUAGAGAAGACAUAUGAGGCCAGUCAAUAUAAUCCAUUUUCCCUUACUCUCAUUCUUACCCAGUCAAUCUUAACAAUGCUCAUCCCUCUCAUACUAACCACCAUGCUCCUGAACCCCUUCCGACCAUGUGAGGGCUCUCCCACCUUCCAGGAGGAAUACCGGAGCAGCAAUUACGUCCCAGAGUUGAUUGAAACCGCAUGGGGCCGCCAGAUCGUGGCUCCAGAUACUCCCUAUGUGGCAGCAGCCGGCCCUAGCCAGCUAUACUUUCUCGACACCCGGCUCGACCCUGAGAUGGCCCAGCACAUUAAGCAACAGAUUGAGAAGGCCAGCGUGCCGCAACUAGACGAGUACAUAGCCAUUGACGAGAUUGAGGCCACGGCAGAAGUGAAGAACAGUGUGACCGGCGAAACGACCUUCGUGUUCGACCACGCCUACGCCCGGAUACUGUUCGCCAGGGGCAUGAAUAGGCAUAAUCCGGAUCUUAAACUGCCGGAGCCUGAGCCGGCGGGUGACUGGUUUGUCACCUAUGAUUUGGACAAUAUUUUGGCGGCGAAGGGAAGAAGUGUGGCUAAGGGAUGAUUCAUGCCUUCGGUAUCUGUCAUCCGAGGAUCUGCUCUACGGCUGUCGAGGCCCCCGAAAAGAUGGUUGGGGGGUAGUGGAUGUCAGUUACAAUUAGCGCAUGGACGAGUGGCACUGGGGAGCGUACAAAGACGUGCGAUACGCAACUGAAUGGGGCUAGGAGUUAUAUGGGCUAGUUGGCUAAUAUAUUGUCUGGAUGGUCUCCGACUGAUGUUAAAUGGUUACCGAUAUGAUUGCAAGGUGGCCUGUUGUAGAUUAUAACAAUGGGAUUUGAGUCAGACACUCCCUCAAUUAUCUGAAAGCAAACAUCUUUAUACUUUCUCAUCAGGUUGCAGCCGUUAGGCCAGAACGGUAAACGGUAAAUUCAUGCUUGACCUAACCAUA